Molecule: messenger RNA, 291 nt
Organism: Purpureocillium lilacinum
Lineage: Eukaryota; Fungi; Ascomycota; Sordariomycetes; Hypocreales; Ophiocordycipitaceae
Source: RefSeq, a predicted model, not a curated record
AUGCAAGGGUCUGCCGGCGCUGACGCCUGGCCCACCGACAAUGACGGGCACUUGCUAUUAUACACAAUAUUACAGCGUCCCGCAGGGUUUGCUCGCAGCUUCCACAGAGACAGGGGCACAUGUGCGCAAGGCACCUCAUAUGCAGGAGAUAUCUGCCAUGGCCAGCUGAGCCUGAUGCCCAAAGUCUCGACGAGAAGCCAUGCGAAGAUGAACCCCCAAGACGCAGGCACUCCUUCUAAGCUCUGGCUGCCGGGCAGGCUCUCGUCCGUCUUUGUUCGCGGUGGUGCCUGA